Molecule: messenger RNA, 3167 nt
Organism: Plodia interpunctella (Indianmeal moth)
Lineage: Eukaryota; Metazoa; Arthropoda; Insecta; Lepidoptera; Pyralidae
Gene: mio
Product: missing oocyte
Exons: 17
Coding region: 105-2699 (864 amino acids)
Biological process (GO): positive regulation of TORC1 signaling; cellular response to amino acid starvation
Cellular component (GO): cytoplasm
Molecular function (GO): protein binding
Source: RefSeq, a predicted model, not a curated record
AAAUAAAUAAACACAUUUCUCAAUAUAUUAUGUAUAUAUGUAUCUCCUUUCUUCGUGGAUAUUAUUGUUAUUGUUGAUCAAGGUAAUAUUGGCAAUCUAACAAUAUGUCUGGGGCUAAGUUAGACGUAAUUUGGGCCCCAGUUCAUCACAACAAAUUUAUUGUUUGGAGUUCGGACAUAACCCUAUAUGAAGUUGCUCGCCUCAAAGACAUCGAAAAGAACACAACUUUCUCCCAGAUCUCAUCGACACGAGGAGCGAUAGUAGUUGCUUCCCAAAGUGCCAGUAGCGUUCGUUGCGUGGACAUCAGUGCUAUUCCCGACCAGCCGGAACCUCUGCUCGCCCUCGGACACACCAACGGCCGUGUCAGCCUCACCACUCUCAAACAAACAUAUGACCCUCUGGGUCUGGUUGGGAAAGAAUUUGUGCCGCGGUACCCCAGACUGUGUAACUCAGUGGCGUGGAGUCAUGUGGAGACCAACCUACUUGCUGUAGCUCUUGAGAAGUACCGCAAUGACCACUGCAUCCUGCUGUGGGAUGUUAAUCAGAGUCCGUCCACAUCCAAUGAAGCAAGAGCGGGAGCAGAUGUGCAGAGUCCUCCAGAACAGAAGCCAUUCGCUGAGAUGGGUCUCUCGGAGACGGCACACAACGUGUCGUGGACCGCCAGCACCGACCGCACACUGCUGGCCAGCAUGAACAUGAAGCACAUCAAGAUAUUUGACCUCAGGGAUCUAUCAAAGAAGGAAGUGAGCGUAGCCAGCACUCGCUACUGCUACGGCGCAUGCGCAGACCCCUUCAGCCCGUGGCAGAUAGCGUCCCGUGGGGACAACGUAGUGUGUGUGUGGGACGCGAGGAACCUGGAGCGACCGCUGCUGAGCCUGCCGCAGCCCCGCCCGGUGCUCAAGAUACAGUGGUGCCCCACCAGACGGAACCUCCUGAUGUCCUUGCAAAGAGACUCCAGCUCGAUCAGACUUCACGACAUCCAGCAAGCGAACGAGAGCAAGUUGAACAGUGUGGAUGUGGCGGCGGCAGUGGAGGCAGAACUGGAAGAGUUCUCCCGCGGCCCCAGCGUGCUGGAGCGCGACGUGACGCCCGCGCAGGGCUCGGGCGCCGCCAGCGCUCCGCCGCCGGCCGCCGCGCUGGCCGCCGCUUGCUGCCAUCCGCAGCACGCGGCCCGGCUGCUGGCCCACACCGACACAGGCAACAUGAUAGACUACACGGUGUGCGAGCGAGUGACGGUGGGCUGGGGCGCGGGGGGGCUGGUGUGGAGCUCGGGGGGGGGCGCGCUGCGGCUGAUGCCGGACCACUUCUACGCGGCCGUGCGCGACGUCUCCUACGUCAUGAAGGGCCGCGCGCACUCCGACUACGGCCUCAAGCCGGACCUGUGGCAGAACGCAGACUUGGCGGACGACGAGGCCCUGAGCGCGUUGUGGCACUUCCUGGCGCUCAGCAAGUCGCUCGUCGAGGACGGCUGCAUCCGCAACAGCCCGUGGCGGCACCCGGGCGUGCUGAGCGUGCUGACGGACGGCGGCUACCGCUCCGAGCUGGUGCCCUCGCUGCUGCCCGACCUGCCCAACCGCCGCGUGGCCGUGUACCGCUCCUGCGAGCGCAGCCGCGCGCUGCAGCUGUGCGGCUGGGGCUGGGGCUGGGACAACGCUGUGGCGGGCGUGGAGCGCGCGGAGGCGGAGGGUACGCCGUGCCGCGCGGCUGCGCUGGCUGCCUUCCAUCUGCGCCUGCGCACCGCGCUCGACGUGCUGGCGCGCGCGCGGGAGCCGCAGCUCAGGGUCGUCGCGCUGGCCUUGGCCGGGCUCAGCGAGGAGCGGCUGUGGCGCGAGGCGCUGGCGGCGGCGACGCCGGCGCUGCCGGACGCGUACCUGCGCGCGCUGCUGCACUUCCUGGCCGCGUCCGCGCCGGCCGCGCCGCCGCACGCGCUCCACGCGGCGCCCAAGCUGCACGACGAGCCGCAUCUCAGAGAGGUGCUAGCGGAGACAGAGAUGCGUCUAGAAGACCGCGUCGCGUUCGCGUGCAUUUUCCUCUCGGACUCGGCGCUGCACGAGUACGUGAAGACCACCAGCGCGGCGCUGGUGCAGCAAGGGGACUUGUCCGGGAUGCUGCUCACUGGCGCCAGCACUGAGGGCGUGGCUUUGCUGCAACGGUGGCUCGAAAACACUGGCGACGUGCAGUCGUGUGCGCUGAUAGCAGCCCGGUGCUUCACUGUGGAGCUGCUGAGAGAAGCUAGUGUACAGAAUUGGCUCGACAGCUACCGCUGCGUGCUGGACAGCUGGCGGCUGUGGUGGGCGCGCUGUGCGCUGGACACGCUGGUGGCGGCGGCGGAGGGUGCGGCGGCGGGUGGGGGUGCGCGGCUGGUGUGCGCCGCCUGCUCCUACUGCGGCAAGGCCGUGGCGGCGCCGCACCACCGGCCGCGCCCGCAGCCGCGGCUGCCGCCCCCCGCCGCCAAGAUGAAGCAGAUGUCGUCGUGCCCGCACUGCCGCAAGCCGCUGCCGCGCUGCGGCGUGUGCACACUGCACCUGGGCACGGCGUCGGGCGCCGCGGCCUUCCCGGCCUGGUUCAGCUGGUGCGUGGGCUGUCGCCACGGCGGCCACGCGCAUCAUCUGCUGCAGUGGUUCCAAGACCACGCGGAGUGCCCGGUGAGCUCGUGCGGCUGUCGCUGCGCCGCGCUGGACGCGCCCGCCCGUCUCUAGGCUCUACGGUCACAUGGAACAUGGAAGUAACACUACGCAAAUACGCACAUUAGCCAUCAUUAUACGUUUUUCAUUAUUUUUUUUAGCGAAUCUAAAACAAAUAUCUAUUCAAAUUAUGCCACUUAUAUUUAGAGCCAUUAUGCCCACUGCUGGGCAAAGGCUUCCUUUUUCUCCGGUCUAUUGUUAGUGUUCCAGUUUUUGAGAUAAUGUACUAUUAUAUCUCUCUCACAACCUGGAGCAUUUAUUGUAAUAGUCAAAUCGUUUACAAUUUUAGAAUUUAAAAGUGAAUUAUUUUUAUACCUAGUCUGUAUUUCAAUGUAAGAGAGAAUUUUUAUUUUUGUAUGUUACGUACUGAUUACUUUAUAUAAGCUCGUUUAUAAGACUAACUUGUAAAUAAAUAUGAAGACAAAAGACUAGAUUAUGGGUUCCGUAAAUGUUUAAAAAUGAAUAAAUGAAUCGUAAAAAAUA